Messenger RNA from Oncorhynchus keta (chum salmon), 3709 nucleotides. RefSeq names its product mucin-5AC-like. Lineage: Eukaryota; Metazoa; Chordata; Actinopteri; Salmoniformes; Salmonidae. The record is from RefSeq and is a predicted model, not a curated record. Bases 349 to 3648 code for a protein of 1099 amino acids. The transcript is spliced from 4 exons.
UGUCUUUGAGGCAUAUAGGGCCAUAGAGAUUUCGAUUAAGGAUGCUUCGUGGUACCUCGCAACUGUUUACUUUGAUUGCGUGACUACACACCAUGAUUGAGUCAUAAUAGCGUGACGCACACAUGCCGCUUAUAUGGUUCACAACAACCUGUAACCGUCAGAUAGAUAGAUACACUUUAUCAAUCAGGCAGAGCAGUAACAUUGUAUUGUGGCUUCAACCCCACGUUUGCUCUUGGAACGCGCAACCACCAGAACAGAAAUGGAUCGAAGCUACAUUCGUGGUUUCGCGGUAGAGCGUUAAAUAACGUUAGGGUGGUCAUCAUGGCGAUGUGUGACUGAAGAAGGAAGAUGCUAGUUAACAUGUUUGCCACUGCAGUAAGUUACAUGGGCCUCUGUGUGCCCAGGCUCCUACAAGUAUCCGAGGAGGAGUUCGGUUCUGACGGGGUCAUCGGGCUUCACCUUUUCCUGAUUCUCCUCUCCAUUCUCCUGCUCCUGUUCUGGGUCAUCCAUUUGUGUAAGGACGAUGAUGAUGUCUUCGGCGACAUUGACCAAGCGCUGGUCAAUAACUUCACAGAGGGAGUUCAUCUCUACUACAGCUACCUCCAACGACUGGAGGAACUAACAUUACAUAUGGAGGACCUCACCUCUGAGGUGGACCUGGAAUCCUGCUCUGACCCCCAAUCGUGCUUUGACUCAUGCUCAUCCAGAUCAUCUUCUAGAUCACAUUCUAGAUCACAUUCUAGAUCUUCGAGAUCCUCCAGAUUUAGUGACUGCAGCACAUGCCGAGUCUGCAAUAAACGGCGGAAACGGCAUCCACCUGACAGGUUUAAAUUCCUGAAAGGCGGUGGUCCAGAUAGUCGCUGUUCUUCAAGUAGUCCCAGCCCACUGGCUAAGCCCUGCCUCAAGCUACCAGGAGAUGGUGAUGUUAAGGACAGUCACAAUGGCUCCACACGUGCCUCCUGUAGCUCCUCCUGCAGCUCCUCUAGGUAUGUGACUCCUUCUGGCUCCCCUCAACCUCUUGAAUACCAGCCCUGCCCUCGUCAGCGUACUGCUAUUGGUUGGAGGCUAAACUGGACUCUGAUGGAGGCCAAACUGGACUCUCCUGUCGCUGUGCCUGUUGCUGCUGCUUCUACUGUCACUGGCUGUAAAGACAGAGCUGCCGGCCGCACAGACCUCUCCAGGACUCCGACUGUGAGACAUAUUCAAAUGGUGAGACAGCUGUUUGAAGUUGUGCCGAGGAAUGGAGACCCGGCCGUCCUGUGCCGCUGGCACCGCAGACACUUGGAACUCAACGUGACACAGAAGGUGGCCCGCAAGCGCUGGAGGAUUGCCGUGCUGAUGAUCUCCAUCGUUAGGUGGUUGAUCCCAGAGAGACUGAAGAGGGGAGGCACCACCAACUCAACCUCCACCUCUGCGUCCACCCCGACCACCACCACUACCACCACCACUACCACCUCUCAGGCCAAGAAAGGAUCAAAGAUCACCAGGAAAACUGCCAGUGUUCCAGCUUUCUGCCCUCAGGGUGCCAACCCUCCAUCUCCCUCCAAGGCUCCAUGCCAGUCUCCAGGGUUAGAGGGUAAAUCCAAGUCCAUCAUGAUGUACGCUCAGGGCGCCAGGAUCCCCUUCAUUUGCCAGGAGGUCCGAGAGAAGCUUGAGUCUCAUGUUUGCCGCAAGCAGAGCCAGCUCCUCUGGGGCUUCCCCAAGCUGGUCACCAGGUACGUGGGCAACCUUGCGCUCCAGCAGCUCCCUACCUCCGGCAGCGCAGGUGACGGGAAGAUUAUGGGCAAUGUGACUGACCAUCAGGCGGUGUUCUCUGGACGAGCGCACCGCAACACAGAGUUCAGGUUGAAGAAUAAGACUACAAGGCCAGCGGAGGAGCCACAGGCUACUGCAGCCGUAGCGAAGGACAGCUCACCAGCCACCAGACCUGUGGAGAAGACUACCACCAGCACCGUGCUCCAGCCAGCCGAGACCCAUGCUACCAAACCCUCCCAGACCAGACACUCUCUGAAUCAGACAUCCCCUGUGAGGAGCUUGACCCCGGAGAGAUGCUGGCUGGAGGAGAAGGUGAGGAGUAAGUGUAUGGAGGUGAAGCUCAAACACUUUCCUGGCAUGGUGGCCCAGUCAUACCACUCCGCCCUUGCUUCGGCAACCAGCCAGCCAACUAGGAAACCCACCCAGGUGGCAGGAGCCCCCGCUGUUGUUCUGAAACGUACUGCCCCACUCAGACGGCGGGAUAAGGUGUUGUUCAUGGGCCAGGAGGAGCUCAGGCACCUGGAGGACAACCUGAUCAUGAAACACAUGGAGCACCUUCAGAGGCAGGGAGUGACGACUGCCUCGGCCCCCUCGGCCCACACACGGGGAGUGACCACCGCAUCGGCCCCCUCGGCCCACUCCCAGGGAGUGACCACCGCAUCGGCCCCCUCGGCCCACUCCCAGGGAGUGACCACCGCAUCGGCCCCCUCGGCCCACUCCCAGGGAGUGACCACCGCCUCGGCCCACUCCCAGGGAGUGACCACCGCAUCGGCCCCCUCGGCCCACUCCCAGGCAGUGACCACCGCCUCGGCCCCCUCAGCCCACACCCAUGGAGUGACCACCGCCUCGGCCCCCUCGGCCCACACCCAGGGAGUGACCACCGCCUCGGCCCCCUCGGCCCACUCCCAGGGAGUGACCACCGCCUCGGCCCACUCCCAGGGAGUGACCACCGCAUCGGUCCCCUCGGCCCACUCCCAGGCAGUGACCACCGCAUCGGUCCCCUCGGCCCACUCCCAGGCAGUGACCACCGCCUCGGCCCCCUCGGCCCACACCCAUGGAGUGACCACCGCCUCGGCCCCCUCGGCCCACACCCAGGGAGUGACCACCGCCUCGGCCCCCUCGGCCCACACCCAGGGAGUGACCACCGCCUCGGCCCCCUCGGCCCACACCCAGGGAGUGACCACCGCCUCGGCCCCCUCGGCCCACACCCAGGGAGUGACCACCGCCUCGGCCCCCUCGGCCCACACCCAGGGAGUGACCACCGCCUCGGCCCCCUCGGCCCACACCCAGGGAGUGACCACCGCCUCGGCCCCCUCGGCCCACACCCAGGGAGUGACCACCGCCUCGGCCCCCUCGGCCCACACCCAGGGAGUGACCACCGCCUCGGCCCCCUCGGCCCACACCCAGGGAGUGACCACCGCCUCGGCCCCCUCGGCCCACACCCAGGGAGUGACCACCGCCUCGGCCCCCUCGGCCCACACCCAGGGAGUGACCACCGCCUCGGCCCCCUCGGCCCACACCCAGGGAGUGACCACCGCCUCGGCCUCCUCGGCCCACACCCAGGGAGUGACCACCGCCUCGGCCCACGUGCAAAGCUCACACAGCCUGGCUCUAGAGACCUCGGCCCACACAGCUACUGUCUCACAACCCCAUCCUGCCCUCAUUAAACAGCUUGUGCUGAUGAAUGGUUUGGAAGGAGGCUUCGUGGAGCUCAAGACCCUGCUGGCUCCACAACAGCACGAGGUGAAACCUAGCUCAGCCACAGCCAAGGUGGUAUCUGGACCAGCUGAUUCUGCAGUAUCAUCCAACACUGAGGACCAAAGCUCCAGCGGGCUCCCUCUGCCUCCUUUGAUUAGGCCUCCCUCUCAUUUUAUUUCUGCAUAUUUUACCUAAAGAUGUAUUCAGAAGUGAAUAGUAUGUAUUCUUUCUACCAAAUACAUUGUUUUGCAUUUCA